Messenger RNA from Phragmites australis (common reed), 918 nucleotides. RefSeq names its product transcription elongation factor SPT4 homolog 1-like. The coding region runs from base 72 to 458 and encodes 128 amino acids. The transcript has 5 exons. Gene Ontology annotation, molecular function: RNA polymerase II complex binding; zinc ion binding. Gene Ontology annotation, biological process: positive regulation of DNA-templated transcription, elongation; chromatin organization; regulation of transcription elongation by RNA polymerase II. The record is from RefSeq and is a predicted model, not a curated record. NCBI's taxonomy places the organism in Eukaryota, Viridiplantae, Streptophyta, Magnoliopsida, Poales, Poaceae. Gene Ontology annotation, cellular component: nucleus; DSIF complex.
AGAGCGCGCUCUAUCGACGAGAGGAGAGGAGGGAAGCGAGCAGGGAGCAGGGGAGGAAACGAGAGGCGGCGAUGAGGGGCGGCGGCGGCGGGAUGAUGGAGGACGACGACCGGGUGGGCCACGCGCAGAUCCCGACCAGCUUCGGCCACGAGCUGCGCGCCUGCCUCCGAUGCCGCCUCGUCAAGACCUACGACCAGUUCAGGGAGAACGGCUGCGAGAACUGCCCGUUCCUGGAGAUGCAGACGGAGCACGACAAUGUCGUCAACUGUACCACCCCAAACUUUACCGGAAUAAUCUCUCUGAUGGACCCCAGCAGGAGUUGGGCUGCUCGUUGGUUGAGAAUUGGUAGGUUCAUUCCGGGGUGCUAUACACUGGCUGUCUCAGAGGAGCUUCCAGAGGAGUAUCAGGGGAUCUGCCAAGACAACAACGUUCAGUAUGUGCCCCCCAAGCGGGUCUGAGUAAAAGCUCAGGUUAUUCGCGGCGUUCUGAUCCUGAAGUAAUACGUUACUUCGGCUUGCAGUGGUUGCUAAGGAAACUGCUAAUACAAUGCUCACGUUAUGCAAGCAGCUAAUUGAAUUGACUUGACGGUACUGUAGAACUCAUGAGUCUAUUUAAGUGGUGUUAGUUUAAUUUAAGCACCUGGUCAAGCCUCUUUGCUGAAACAUGUAGAACAUAUUACUUUUUUCAGUAGUCACCUGCGUCAGGCGCUAUUGACUCUGGUGAAGCGUUCCGAUUAGGGCUGGAUAACGAGUCAGCUUGGCUCAUUAUGCAAGCAGCUAAUUGAAUUGACUUGACGUUACUGUAGAACUCAUGAGUCUAUUUAAGUGGUGUUAGUUUAAUUUAAGCACCUGGUCAAGCCUCUUUGCUGAAACAUGUAGAACAUAUUACUUUUUUCAGUAGUCACCUGCGACAGGCGCU